GCAGCUGCAGCGCAUUGGUGGAAAAAAAUUACGCCGGUGAUUUGGUACUACGAAGAACGAUGAGACAUAAGACACGAUCGCGAUCUAAUCUGUUACUUCAGUUUUUGGCUGUGUUGUGAAUUUUAAAAAUUAAUUUAUCAUGUUGUACCUUGUCCGGAGCCUUCUUGGCGCAGCCUUGCUCUUGCAACUCCUGCACAACAGCGUGGCCUCCUCUCUGCUCACACCCCCGCAGUUGGCGCUGAUCGUCGCCUUUGAAGAUGUCUACGACUUGUCCCUACUGGCCAACACAAUCUCAGGUCUCGGCAUCGAGACCACACUUGUUGUAUCCUCGUCUGGUGCUAGCUACGAGCGCUAUGAAAAUCUCAACGGCGUUGAGCUGAUAAGUAUCAAUAAUACCAGCUUGGGAGCCGGUGAUGACGAUGAUCGAGCUGUGAAGCUCUGCGAUAGUUUCAUUUCUGACAUCAAUGUGAUGCAGUAUGCUCAGAAGAUGCAGCCCACCUUUGUCAUCUUUCCAGGAGUCAGGCACGAUGCUUGUUUGCUACCCUGGACGCUUUCCAUACACUCGAUUCCUGUGAUUUGGGCUCGUGGCCACUAUGAAGAAUUUUACGCAUUUACCAAAACAGGAAUGGCUUUACCGGUUCACGAGCUCAAUUUUGUACAAAGUUUCAUUGAAAGUCUCAAUUUGAGAUUUUUUGUGUACAACAUAGAAAACAAAUACGUGGUGCCUACUCAGAAAAUGUUGCUCGAAAAAUUAUCUCAGGCCACUAUUCCACUGUCUAAUCUCUACUCAAACGUGCAACUCGUCUUGUGGGGUGCAGAUCCAAUUUUGAGGAAUAAUUAUUCACCCUUGACUCAAUUGGUGGCUGAAAUUGGCUGCCAUCAUUGCAGAGGACCCCAACCACUACCUGCUGAUCUUCAAAAGGAAUUGAUUGAAUUUAGAACUGGUACAAUUGCUGUGCUCCUGGAUGAAAAUUAUGAGGCAUUAGUUUAUGAUCUUGCCCAAAAACUACCAAAUAAUAGGCAAGGACUGGCUGUGAUGUGGAAGAAUAAGAAUACGAAAUCGGACAAAGACAAACCAAGCAAUCUUUUCAUUCACAGGAACGUGGAUCGACAGGAUAUCAUAGGUUACCCACGUACCAGAUUAGUUCUAUGCCAUUGUACAGACUCGGAAUUUCUCGAAAGUGCAUUCCAUGGUACACCAAUGGUCUGCUUCCCUCGUAAACUAGACGAACAGCGCAAUGCUUUAAGGGCACAUCAGCUGGGAUUUGGAUAUAUUUUUGAAUCCAGUGUGGUAUCAGAUAACGUUGCCAAUGUCGUCAAGGAAAUUCAUCAAAGCACUCAUUAUCGUGAAAAUGCUCGUUCUGCAUCGCAAGCUAUACGUGACCGCUCCAGUCAUGCCAUGGAUCGCAUCCAGUUCUGGUUGGGCUACACAGCUCGUCAUUAUGGCGAAAGUAAAAAUCUUUUGCUGCCAAAAAAAGUGUCAACGUACAAUGAGACUCUCCAAGUCAUUAUUGGAGCUCUUUUGGGAUUCUUUUUUGCCAUUAUGCUCAGCGUUCUAUUUUACUUCAGUAUUCAAUUUAGAGACAUCAGUAAGAAAAAAUUUGACCACAAAAAAAAACAUAAAAAGUAAUUUGAAAUUCAUAAGAUCCUAUUUUCCAUUCUAUUCUCUCUAAAUUAUUUUUUAUUUUCACCCUAAUUUUACUCGUGUGACUUUUACGUGUUCUCAUUGACGGUCUUUUUUUAAUUCUUGAUCAUGUAAGAAGUCAUUAGUUAUAAAAAUAUUACUUUUCAUUUAUCAAUGAGAUUUUGCAGAUGCCUUGUAAACUUCAUCAAUAUUAAAAAACAAACCAUUGCCAAAGGUUUAUUAGUUUAAGACACAGGUUUUGCUCCUUAGUAUUUUGAGAUCAAAAGAGUCAAACGGACUAUUCUCUUACCUAUUAUAUCUCAAUUAUUAAUAAGGCUUAUAAAUGUGCCUGUAAAAUAAAAGACAUUUUUUGUACAGCAUGUAACAGCUAACAACUGACUUACAUAGUUAUGUUUAAAUGGGGCGAAUGAAUAAAUAAACAAAUGUGUGCUUUUUCACAAGAAGUAUUUAUAAACACAUGUAUAUAGGUAUACAAUGCAUGCAUACACAUAAAUACUAAUAAUUAUGCUCUUACCAAAAACUAAUUCGAGCAUUUUUACAGAUAGCUUAGUUUUUUAUAACGAUAAAAAAAAUUUUGAUUGCAAUACU
Messenger RNA from Copidosoma floridanum, 2233 nucleotides. RefSeq names its product UDP-glucuronosyltransferase 1A8. The record is from RefSeq and is a predicted model, not a curated record. Gene Ontology annotation, molecular function: UDP-glycosyltransferase activity. NCBI's taxonomy places the organism in Eukaryota, Metazoa, Arthropoda, Insecta, Hymenoptera, Encyrtidae.